AUGGAUGGAUCAGUAUUACCAAGGUCAGAUGUGUCAUUUAGAAGAAUAGGUUCUUCAGGGAUAGUUUGGGAAGAUAAAUUAUCAUCUGGGGAACUUAAGCCAAAAGUGAAAACCGAGCCAGACCCAAAACCAUAUCGGACUCUGGUGGUUGAACCCACCAUGGACCCUCCCUCCCCAAAAGUCUCCGGCUGCUGUGCUAUGUUCAGUAAAACCACCACCACCACCACCAGGAAACCAAACAAAAGAGGUCACCGGAAGUCUUGA
This is a messenger RNA of Lactuca virosa, 264 nucleotides long. The record is from the annotation of a GenBank genome assembly. Lineage: Eukaryota; Viridiplantae; Streptophyta; Magnoliopsida; Asterales; Asteraceae.